Molecule: messenger RNA, 1872 nt
Organism: Rotaria socialis
Lineage: Eukaryota; Metazoa; Rotifera; Eurotatoria; Philodinida; Philodinidae
Source: the annotation of a GenBank genome assembly
AUGCAUGGCGCUAUUCUCGAGACAAAUAUCAAUAGGGAUGAUGAUGGUGGUUUAUAUGCAGAACUGAUCUACAAUCGCGCUUUUCAAGAAAAGGGUGGAUCACUCGAUGGAUGGUCAUCAUUUGGACAAGGAUCAAUUGCUCUUAAUACUUCUCAACCUUUGUCAAGUGCUUUACCGGUUCAUUUGAGAUAUUCGCUCAUUGAAAACUCAACUUCACCUUCUGGUUUCAGAAACGGUGGCUUUUAUGGCAUCAAUAUUCAAGUUCAAAACUAUACGACAAGCUUCUUUUAUCGAUCAUUAGGAGAAGCAUAUGUAGCAGGUGGUCAACUCAGUAUUGGAUUCAGCAACUCUACUGGUCAAAUGACGUAUGGUUUAUCUACAAUCAAUGUAUCCAUAAUUCCUGCUGAUAAUUGGUUUCAUUUUUCGUUUACUAUUCCUGUCUUUAAUAAUACUUCAUCGGUCAAAAACGUUUUCUUUGUUGAAUUUCCUCCAGGUUCCAAGGGUGACUUUGAAUUUAAUCUUGUUUCCUGUUUUCCACCGACUUACAAAGAUCGAGUCAAUGGUGCUCGCAGGGAUAUUGCACAAGCUUUUGCUGAUUUAAAACCUGGCUAUGUUCGACUUCCAGGUGGUAAUGAUCUUGAAGGUCAUACCAUUCUUGAACGUUUUAUUUGGAAUAAUACUAUUGAUCUUCUUGAGAAUCGUCCAGGAAGACGAGGAACAUGGACAGGUUACAAUACUGAAGGUUUCGGACUGAUUGAAUUAUUAACUUUUGUUGAAGAUAUCGGUGCAAUACCUGUUCUAGCAGUUUACGCUGGAUAUUCAUUAGAUGGAAAAGCAGUACCUCAAGAUGAACUUCAACCUUACAUUAAUGAAGUUAUCAACGAAUUAGACUUUUUGACUGCCUCUGCGAGUAACAAUAGUAUGGGCGCUUUACGCGAACGUUUAGGUCGUAGCGAGCCAUUUGAUAUUAAAUAUGUAGAAAUCGGUAAUGAGGAUUUUUUUGCUGCAAGUUCAUACAGUUACCGUUGGCCAGCUUUUUACAAUGUUCUUUCUCAACGAUAUCCUAAUAUUACUUUUAUUGCUACGACAACCAAAUCUAUUAGCUCUCCACCAGCUGUUGAUGAUCACGAUUAUCAAGUGCCAUUGUUUUUUAUACAAAAUUUUCGUCGUUAUGAAAAUAUUCCUCGACCAAGUCCAAAAGUACUUGUAGGAGAAUUUUCAGUCAUCAAUGAUGAUGAUUCACAAAUUAAUAAUCCAUUUGGAGCAGGUCGACUCGAUUAUCCAUCUAUUAAAUCGGCUGUUGCUGAAUCUGUCUAUCGAAUCGGUUUUGAACGUAAUUCAGAUGUCAUUAUUGGUGGCUGCUAUGCUCCAGUUCUUCAAAAUAUUUUCAAUACACAAUGGACACCAAAUUUGAUUGUCUUCAACGAUAGUUCAGUCGUUAAAUCAACAUCAUAUCUGGCUCAAAAAAUGUUUGGUCAAAAUCUUGGUAAUAUUAUUCUCAAUUCCACUGCUACCAAUAGUAGCUUCACUCAUCAAUCGGUAGAAAAAGGACAGGAAGGCGAUGGUAAACUUGGUAAUCUUUACUUUGUUGCAACAAAACGCACCAAUGACAGCAUGUUAAUCCUUAAACUAGUAAAUGCAGAUCAGAAUGAUAUUUAUAUUAGAGUACAAGUUCAAGGUACAACUCUCUGCUGUGAAGGUUUCAUGGAAAUCUUGACAGCUGGCCCAGGUGUUGAUCCGACAACAGUACAGAAUACUAUGGUUAAUCCAAAUGCUGCAUCGAUUGUCAGACGUCCUUUUUGGUCAGUCGGUGGUGCAUUUUCAAUCACAAUCCCUUCGUGGAGUAUUUUGGUUGUUACUCUUCCUAUUUAA